AUGGCACCUCUUACGCUUUCGCCUCGCAGGCCUCGAAAGAAACGCCGAGCUUUGUCGGGAUCUGGGCUCAACACUGACCUGGUAGUGUCCAAGGGCCAAGAUGCCUAUGUGCCGGCUCUCCCCUUGGUGUCUUUCUUCUGGCCUGCGCGGUCCGGUGUAUCUCAAUGGCUUAUUCUUCCCGUCGUCUUGAUGAUUGUUGGCCUCUUCCGAUGGGGGACUUCGUUGUGGGGUCACUCUGGAUAUGGUGUACCUCCAAUGCAUGGCGACUUUGAAGCCCAAAGGCACUGGAUGGAACUCACUAUACACCUCCCCACUUCUUGGUGGUAUUUCUACGAUCUGCAAUACUGGGGAUUGGAUUACCCCCCAUUGACAGCCUACCAUAGCUGGCUACUAGGGAAGAUAGGCCAACUAGUCGAUCCAACAUGGUUUGCAUUGGACGAAUCUCGUGGUCUAGAAGGGCCACUGUUGAGGGUUUAUAUGAGAGCCACAGUUGUUGUCUCCGAGUACCUAGUUUAUAUCCCAGCUGUUGUCAUCUUUCUGCGAAGAUAUGCUCGUGAGCAAGGCGUUGGACCAUGGCCAGGCUCCAUUGCUCUCUGCGCGGUACUUAUGCAGCCGUCUACAAUUCUUAUCGACCAUGGGCAUUUCCAGUACAACACUGUGAUGCUUGGCUUCAUAGUUGCCUCGCUUGAAAGCAUGUACGCUGGUAGGCCUUUAUGGGCAAGUAUAUUCUUUGUCGCAGCCCUGGGGUUCAAGCAAAUGUCACUCUACUUUGCUCCGGUUGUGUUUGCUUAUCUCUUGGGUAUUUGCUUCUCUCCUCGGAUUAGACCCAACAGGCUGCUCGGCAUUGCUCUGAUUACCAUCGCUGCCUUUGCCGUACUGUUCGCACCCCUCCUCGCUGGAUCGCUCGCAGACUGGUACCGCAACAUCCCAGGGCCUGAUAACCUACCACCGUUGAUGAAAUUACUUCCAAUACAGAUACAUGAAACCUCCUGGCUUUAUCAGGUAGUUGUACAGCUUACCCAGUGUAUUCACCGUAUAUUCCCAUUUGCACGUGGAUUGUUCGAAGACAAGGUUGCCAACGUGUGGUGUGCCAUCCACACUUUCUACAAGCUCAAUAAGUUCGACCCCAGCAUACUCAAGCUCGCAGCCCUGGGCGCUACCCUCAUCACCAUAAUGCCAUCCUGUUUGAUAAUUGGACGAUAUCCUCGCACCCAUCUUCUCCCUUAUGCCUUAGCAAGCACUGGCUGGGGUUUCUUUCUCUGCUCCUUCCAGGUCCAUGAGAAAAGCGUUCUACUACCUCUUCUACCCAUGACUUUGCUCUUGGGAAGCUCCGGUGGACUUAGCAAAGAAAUACGUGCUUGGGUUGGUUUGGCUAAUAUGCUCGGCGUAUGGACAAUGUUCCCACUUCUAAAGCGUGACGAGUUACGCAUUCCCUAUACUGUCCUUACGCUCCUAUGGGCGUACUUGCUAGGACUACCGCCAAUUUCUCUUGAUCUAUAUAGGAGUCGCAGCCCUGCACAGAACUCCGUGGAGCUAUUUACCAAAACCAAGCUCAUCCAUAUAUCUUACUAUGCAGCCAUGCUUGGGUGGCAUCUUCUUGAAAGCAACGUUUCACCGCCGCCUACAAAACCAGAUCUAUGGGUUGUCCUGAACGCACUAAUAGGUGCAUCAGGCUUUGGAAUUAUCUACCUUUGGUGCAACUGGAAACUCAUACAAGCGGUCAUCUUUGAACCGCAGCCGCCAUCCUUGACCCCGAAGCGCAAACGUACAGUUCCUGGAAAAGUGCCCCUUGAAGAGGUUAAAGAACAAAAUAUCGUUGUCAAAGGGGCAACGGACUCCAAGACUGACUCCAAAACUCAGAAAGGCCCCAAGAGCUAG
Messenger RNA from Trichophyton verrucosum HKI 0517, 1878 nucleotides. RefSeq lists its product as uncharacterized. The coding region runs from base 1 to 1878 and encodes 625 amino acids. The record is from RefSeq and is a predicted model, not a curated record. Gene Ontology annotation, biological process: protein N-linked glycosylation. Gene Ontology annotation, molecular function: dolichyl pyrophosphate Man9GlcNAc2 alpha-1,3-glucosyltransferase activity. Lineage: Eukaryota; Fungi; Ascomycota; Eurotiomycetes; Onygenales; Arthrodermataceae. The transcript has 3 exons. Gene Ontology annotation, cellular component: endoplasmic reticulum membrane.